AUGAACAUCAUUCUUAUUUUUCCUUGCCAGUAUGAGGUGAAAGCUCCCGUUCCAUCUGCCUGUUUCAGGAAUAUUUGUAAACAAAUGGCAAAAAUGCACGAAGCUAUAUUUGAUCUCCUUCCAGAAGAACAAACACAGGUGUUAUUUUUAAGAAUUAAUGCAAGUUACAAACUCCACUUGAAAAAGCAAUUAUCUCACUUAAAUGUGAUAAAUGAUGGAGGACCUCAAAAUGGGUUGGUCACAGCAGAUGUAGCUUUUUACACUGGAAAUCUUCAAGCCUUAAAAGGCCUUAAAGAUUUGGACCUAAAUAUGGCCGAGAUCUGGGAACAGAAGAGGUGAUGACAUACUGGAAAACUGGGUAGUUCGUCUGACCACGGGAUGUGUAUGUUUAUGAAGAAAAUCUGGAUGCCUGUGAUUCAAGAACUGAACCAGGAACCCAAAGUGACCUGGCGUGGGGGAGGGGGAAAGUGAAGUAUCAGUGUCGGGAAACUGGAUUCAGUGGGAUCUACAAGAAAUGCCAUUUUUUGCAUCCUUCAGUGAGGAGUUAACCGAUCAGGUGUCUAUAACAUUUUUCAUUCUCUCUGGAAACAGACUCAGGUUUCUUUGGACCAAAUCCAAAAGAACACAUAGCUGUAACACAGCUGUAGUUGACUAGAAUGCUCUGUAUACUUUAUAUUAAAAAUGCUUUGCAUUUCUUCCAGUGCAAUGAAAUUCAUAUGGUGUCCCACCUUAUUUAAUGAUGGUACAAUUUAAAAUAUUAAAAUCUUAGUCAACCUCUGUAGAAAGUUUUCUCUAUGAAAGUAAAGCUGUUUGAAAAAUUAUUUUUUUACAGAUCUUUCUAUAAAAAAUAAACAUCUUUUGAUUGCUUGGAUUUAGGAAUUCAAUUUUUGUUUUAGUGACUAAUGUCAAGUUUCAGGUUUUGUGUGUUGCACAUUUAAUCUUUCUACUACCACGGUAUGUCAACUGGAUAAAGCCUUCCAGAACAGUCUAAAUUCUUGAAAGGCUGAUUACAAGUAAUAAUUAAAGAAUAAGAUAUUGGCACUUAUUUAUGUAACUAACUACUAAUUAAUUUAAAUACUUUUCAGAAGUGGUAUACAAAAGCCUACCAUUUACCAUCUGUAUUUUUAUAGAAGUAUCUAUGAAGGGUUUUGGGUUUUUCUGGGGUUUUUUUUCCUUUUUAUUUCUAGGAGGUAGAAUACAUGAAUAUAUAUAAUCUGCCUGCUUAUGAGUUCUCAUUUUAAUAUUUAGAUAACACAUGAAGUAUGGCCCCCUUGGAUUGUUUUUAAGUUACUUUCAAUAUGUAUAUGAACAAAGACCAGGGAGAAACAGAAUUUUUAAAAUAUAGGCUGCCAUGUUGGGGCCAGAAAUAUAAAGUGAUGAGUAAGUUAUUUAAAGACUUUUAUAAUACCUACCUUCAAAAUUAGACUCAGCAGCACUCUACAUAUGAAAGUGCCUGUGCCUCACCUCACACCAAGAAUCUUGCCUAACCCUGUCAGAGUGCCUAAUCUUGUGAUUAUGUACAAUGAAAUCGUCUUAUUUUGUGCUCUUCGGUUUCUUAAAAGGAAAGCUUGUUUUCUUUCCUAUAUCAUUACAGAGGUAUGUCAUCGGUUCUUAAACUGUAUGUCAAAAAUAAAGUUGUAAAAAAUUA
Molecule: messenger RNA, 1648 nt
Organism: Galeopterus variegatus (Sunda flying lemur)
Lineage: Eukaryota; Metazoa; Chordata; Mammalia; Dermoptera; Cynocephalidae
Product: vacuolar protein sorting-associated protein 54-like
Exons: 3
Coding region: 1-339 (112 amino acids)
Biological process (GO): retrograde transport, endosome to Golgi; Golgi to vacuole transport
Cellular component (GO): GARP complex
Molecular function (GO): syntaxin binding
Source: RefSeq, a predicted model, not a curated record